AUGAAGUCACCAGCAAGCCUCACAGAGGAGCAUGUGAGCGUCGGCCCAACAAGAAUGUCGCCGGACCGGGAGAAGCGCUUGGGUCGCCAGAUCAAGGAUCUGGAGCAGGCGCAGGACGCCCGCGUCUCUGCUUUGGAGAAGGCGGCAGUGUCUUUCGACGUGUGGCAGCCGAGCAUCGAGGGUACCAUUGAUGACAUCUGCCUCGAGGUGAAGAAGAUCUCAUUCGGUUGGGAGCGCGCUAGCAUCACCCACCCGGAAGACAAGUCCGGGUAUCAUGGGAAUUCCAAUUCCAAAAUUCCUAAGGUUGAUUUUCCUAGAUUUGAUGGUGAUCAUCCCAAGCUAUGGCUCAGUGAUUGCUUAGACUACUUUAGCCUCUAUCAUGUUGAGUCCAUUUCAUGGGAAGACCUGAGCGCGCAGCGGAAGCCGGAGGUUCGCAAGUGGGACGUAUCGUCUAGAGCCAAGCCGUUCGCUAGGAUGGCCCUGCCUCUACCUCUACCACCGGCACGCGUCGACAAACCUAUGGCGCCGGUGGAACUCAAGCCUGCUCCGAACAUCGGCCGAGCUCCAUCUACUGAUGAAAGAUGGGCGGCCCUACGUUCGCUCAGGCGCUCUCAGGGGUUGUGUUUCCGCUAUGGCAGUAAAUGGUCACGGGAUCAUAGGUGCCCUCAAGUUGUUCAGCUUCAAGUAUUGGAGGAAGUUUUGGGAUUAUUCUCGUUGGAAGAAUCAACCGAGCCUUCUGACGCAGUAGUUGAAGAACCUGAACCAGCACAGCUUCAGUUGAUUCUGUCCGUGGCUGCAGUUUCUAGGGUCCAAGUUGCUAAUGGUCAGGCUUUGUCCUGUACUCAAUUCAUUCAUUCUGCAGUAUGGUCUGUUCAGGGAUUGCAAUUCAAGUCUGAUAUCAAGGUGCUGCUGCUAUCCUCUUAUGACAUGAUAUUGGGCUUAGACUGGUUAGAGAGUCACAGCCCCAUGCAAGUUCACUGGGCUCACAAAUGGCUCAAGAUUCCUUAUGAGGGUACCACAGUUCAGCUGCAUGGUUUAUUGUCUUCUAUUCUAGAGGGAUCUAUUAUAUAG
This is a messenger RNA of Miscanthus lutarioriparius, 1071 nucleotides long. Lineage: Eukaryota; Viridiplantae; Streptophyta; Magnoliopsida; Poales; Poaceae. The record is from the annotation of a GenBank genome assembly.